Messenger RNA from Ilex paraguariensis (yerba mate), 2409 nucleotides. The record is from the annotation of a GenBank genome assembly. NCBI's taxonomy places the organism in Eukaryota, Viridiplantae, Streptophyta, Magnoliopsida, Aquifoliales, Aquifoliaceae.
AUGAUCUCAUACUCUCCUAUUCUUCCUCUACUUUUUACCCUUUUCGUUUCUUUCCUUUCCGCCAUAGAUUCCGACCUCGUUGCUGACAGAGCCGCCCUUCUCCGCCUGAGUUCUGCCGUGGGUGGCAUCACUCGUUUCUGGGACCUCAACAACACUACAUGUUCAUGGGUAGGAGUUACUUGCGACGCCGCCAUAAACCGUGUAACCGAACUCCGCCUGCCCGGCGACGGGCUUAGAGGCCAGGUCCCGGUGAACUCUAUCGGGAACCUGACCCAACUCCGUGUUCUUAGCCUCCGACGUAAUUCUCUCUCAGGAGCACUACCUUCGGACUUGGGCUCAUGCGUCGAGUUAAGAAACCUUAUCUUGCACGAGAACGACUUCUCCGGCGGAAUUCCGGCGAGUUUGUUUGGGUUGAAUAAUCUGUUACGGUUAGACCUUGCCGGGAACAACUUUGUGGGUGAGAUAUCUCCUGAAUUUAAUAACCUGACCCGUUUGAGAACUCUUUACUUGGAAAACAACCAACUCACUGGAUCACUUCCUCAGCUUGAGAAUCUCUCAUCGCUUAGAGAGUUCAACGUUUCGUUUAAUAGAUUGAACGGUUCUAUUCCAUCUAGGUUAGGGAGAUUUUCUACCAAUUCUUUUCUAGGAAAUUCGCUAUGUGGAUCACCCCUAGAUUCUUGUUCCAAUGGAGGAAAUAAACUUUCCGGUGGAGCAAUUGCCGGGAUCGUUAUUGGAUCGGUGAUUGGAUUUCUUUUGGUGAUUUUGAUUUUGUUCAUUUUGUGGAGAAAAUACAGAAAUGGAGAAGAUGGAAGGCGGGUCGUGACGUCGCCUUUUCCACCAUCGCCUGUGAAGCUACCGGAGCAUGAUAAUCGGAGACGUAGAACGGAUAUAGUAAGGGAAAAUCAUGAAUUCGAUAAUGGGUUUUCCAAUAUGGCGGCAAUGAGAGUGAGGGUGGGAAAUGUGGUUAAGAAUAGAGGGAAUGAUGGGAUGGUGAGUUUUGGGGAUGGGGCUGAGGUACUUAGUUUGGAGGAUUUAUUGACGGCUUCAGCUGAGGUAUUGGGGAGGGGGACAGUUGGGACUACUUACAAGGCAUAUUUGGAGGGUGGGAUUGAGGUAGUAGUGAAAAGAUUGAAAAAUGUUGUUGUUUCUGAGAGAGAAUUUAGAGAGAAUGUUGAAGCACUGGGAGCGUUGGUUCAUGAGAAUUUGGUGCCUCUAAGAGCAUACUACUAUGGCAGAGAUGAGAAGCUUAUUGUGUAUGAGUCCAUGCCUAUGGGAAGUUUGGCUGCUCUUCUACAUGGCAGUGCCGAAAAUGGAGAAGAUGGAAGGCGGGUCGUGACGUCGCCUUUUCCACCAUCGCCUGUGAAGCUACCGGAGCAUGAUAAUCGGAGACGUAGAACGGAUAUAGUAAGGGAAAAUCAUGAAUUCGAUAAUGGGUUUUCCAAUAUGGCGGCAAUGAGAGUGAGGGUGGGGAAUGUGGUUAAGAAUAGAGGGAAUGAUGGGAUGGUGAGUUUUGGGGAUGGGGCUGAGGUACUUAUUUUGGAGGAUUUAUUGACGGCUUCAGCUGAGGUAUUGGGGAGGGGGACAGUUGGGACUACUUACAAGGCAUAUUUGGAGGGUGGGAUUGAGGUAGUAGUGAAAAGAUUGAAAAAUGUUGUUGUUUCUGAGAGAGAAUUUAGAGAGAAUGUUGAAGCACUGGGAGCGUUGGUUCAUGAGAAUUUGGUGCCUCUAAGAGCAUACUACUAUGGCAGAGAUGAGAAGCUUAUUGUGUAUGAGUCCAUGCCUAUGGGAAGUUUGGCUGCUCUUCUACAUGGAAGCAGAAGCUCAUACAGGGCACCAUUGAGUUGGGAAGUUAGAAGUAGGAUUGCAUUUGAGGUCGCCUGUGGCAUUGAAUAUCUUCAUUCUCUUGAUCCCAAUGCUUCCCAUGGCAACAUCAAGGCAUCUAACAUUUUCCUCGCUGACAACUACCGUGCCUGUAUCUCUGAGUUUGGCAUAGCACAACUUGUUUCCUCCACUUCAUCUCCCAACCUGAUCGGCUACCAAGCGCCAGAGGUAUUGGAUUCUCGCAAGGUUUCCCAAAAGGCUGAUAUCUAUUGUUUUGGCAUCCUGCUUUUGGAACUGUUGACAGGCAAGGCCCCGACAGAUGCUCUUAACGAAGAGGGAGUUGACCUGCCUAGGUGGGUGCAAUCAGUGGCUGAAGAAAAGUGGACAAUUGAUGUGUUUGAUCCUGAGCUGCUUGGGCACCAUUACAUUGAGGACCAACUGGUUAAGCUCUUACAUCUUGCAAUUUACUGCACCUCUAAGCAUCUUGACAAGCGCCCAUCAAUAGGAGAGGUGACCUCAAAGAUCAAAGAAAUAUGUGGAUCAAGACAACAGGAGCUACAGCCAUCUCGGAUUGAAGUAUCAUAUUAG